AUGCUUUACAAACUAAUUUCAGACUGGGUGAAGAGUGUGUGGGACAAUGACUUCACCGAGAUCGAAGCCCUACCAGAGGACAUCCUGGAAGAUUUCCAGUCCAACAGCUAUUUCACAACCCAGUUGGAGGAGUUUAAGUCACUUCUAUCCGACUGGCUGGUGCAGAAAGAAGUCAACACAGGAGAGGGUUUCUGGACUGUUCUGGUGGAGAAUGAUGUGUCCGUGAAGGCCAUCAUUGCCGUGUUGGGAUAUCUCAUAGAUAGCGGUUGUAAGUUAACAUCUGGCUCUGGACAGAGAGAAGCAGCCAUCUUGUCUGCUGCCACCUAUUUCAAGCUUAUCACUGUACCAGGAAGUGGUGCCUUCAAGGUGUACAGCCCAGAGCUCUUCAUCAAGGCUGUGGAUGUCUUCAAGCUCUGGAAUAAACUUGGAUCAUGUAAGAGGAAGCGGACUUCUCCAUCAGCCUCCAGGAGCCAGAGUAGCCAGCGAAGCAAGAAGGGGCGUGGCGCCAAGAGAGGCAGGAAGAUUUCGGCAGAGAACACAAAUUUACACAUCUCUGAGUUCCCUGAUGAAGAUGAGGAGGAUGAUGGGUUGGAGGAGGAGGAGUUGACGCCGAGGCAGCUAGCUCGCUUCCAUGCCAUGAUGAAGGACCUGCUUCAGGAUCUUGUGGCUCUACUGGAGACGUUCUCGCUCAAGUCUUCGGAGUCGACAGCCCAUCACGCCAUUAUGGUUCUGGCAGAGAUAUCAAGGAUGGAUGGGGAUCUCAUCACCACAGAGUUUGGCAGCUGGCCCAGACCAAGUCAUAUGUCUCCUGCAUGCUUUGCAUACAAGGGGAUGACUGCGAUAUGCUCACCUAUCCAUGGCCAUGUCGUUUCCAUGACAACAGCAACGUUCAAGUACCUGCUACAGAAUGUUCUAAUGCUGAUCGGCAACAACAAGUCUGUCAUAGCCCAGAAUAUACCUCGGCCUGUCGUCAACACCAGGGACAAUGCUGUCAAGUUCAUACGGUUCUUGAUCAAAGAAGGAGAUGAGAGAGUUAUCUCCCCUACAAUGCAUCUCUUACAGCACCUGUGUACAAAGGUUCCUGACAAGACGGAAUAUAGGACCAAAGUUGCACAGACAGUAGUUUCUCUGUUCGAGGAUCUGCCUGACGAGGCGUAUGUGAAGAUGAUGGAGUGGGUGAAGAGACUCAGCAAACAUCAAAAAAUAAACAGCCGAGUGAUGGCACUGGAAGUUGUUGCCCUCUUGUUGGCAGUUCCCCAGAGAGAACUGAAGGAUGAGAUUCCAGCUGAGCAGGCGGUGUACACAACACAUCGCUUUCUGGUUAUUCUGCUCAUAUCCCGAUGUUCCGAUAUUGCUCCUACUGUUCGGACAAGGGCUAUCUCUGCGUUUGCCCAUCUUCUGUCAUCGGGUGACGGGGGUCUCAUCAGCACCCUGAGAGAGAUGGUCACACCCAAAGUUGGCCCCCGAGUGGGUGGUCCUAUCAGACUGAUCCCUACCCCAGGGGUUGACACAAGGACAGUUGCUCACACCGAGGGCACCCCCACGAAUCAGAACGACCAGACGGUGGAGGCUGAGGGUUCCACAGCAGAGAAAUCUGCUGAGGGUGUCACCGUGGACAGCCAGGCUAAAACACCUUUCAACCAGAUAGACCUGACUCCUGGCUUCAAUGCAAACCUGAUAGACGAUGAUGGCGUCAUCUCCAUGCUGCGCCGUCGCAGCCAAGACCAGAAGGUGAACGUGAGGAAGGCAGCUCUGCAAGCCCUGGAAUGUAUGAUCCGUUUCGAGGCCCCCGACUACAGGAAAGAGGAUCUGGCUAUACUGGAGGAACGUUGUGCCGACCCUGCGCUGUCGGUGCGGAAGCAGGCCAUGAUGUCCCUGACGGAGCUUCUGCUGCAGCACACCACUGACCCCAAGAUACAGCGGGCGUGGUUGGAUGGAGUUCUCCCCCUUGUCAUGGACAGGGAGUCAACUCUUCAGGACAAGUGUAUUGAGACACUGGAGGAUAUUGUCCUGAAUAACGUGGUGCCGUACAACAGAUCCAAGGAUGAAGAACACCAGCUGGUGUGGAGCCUCCUCAGCAUCAUGACCCAGUAUGAGAGUCUUGACUUAAAGCGCUACCUGCAGAGGGCAUGUCAACACUGGUCGCGGCAGGGGAAGUUGAAGGGUGCUGUCGUCAACCACCUGCACACUCACCUGGACACACAGAACAAUAAGGGGGCGUGGCUGCUUCUGGCUGAGAUUGCGACGUCCUUCCCCAAGAUGAAGAAUGAGUUCCUGAUGACAUACUGGGACAAGCACUCAACUGAGAUGAGCAGUGACAACAGCACCUGGCCUCAAAUCAUCUCCGUCAUCGGAUGCGUCGCCAAGCAUCUCCCUGCUGACAAACGCACUGACAUUGCUGAUGCAUUGAAAGAAAGACUGAAGAAGUUUGAUUCCUCGCCCCAGCUGAUAGCUGUCAUCAUCAACACUCUCUCAAAGCUGUGUGAGGCUGGGUCGGAUGAGAGCACAAGUCGGAGAGUGAGGGAGAGCUGGUGCAGCUGCCUGCUGAACGCAUGUGAUGAGUACCUCUCUCACAUCAUCCUCAAUGAAGAGGCUUCGUCCAUUGGCAGUGAAGAAGAGGAUCAGAUAGUUCGCUACCUGUUCACCCUGGGAGAGAUCGCACAGCUGUGCCCGGCCAAGACACCCAAGCGUGUGUUCAUGCUGGUGCAGUCUCUCAUAGCUGCCCCUUGUAUUGACGAUGAGUCUGGUACCCAGGACAUCCCCUGCUCCCAGACUUUCCCCAGUUCGGUCGAGGUCACCAGUAGUCAGGGCACCGUGCUCUCACAGCCUCUCUCUCAGUUCCGGGACUCCAAGAUGUCAGGCAAGAUACGAGCACACGCCUUCAUCACACUAGGCAAACUGUGUCUCCAGAACGAAAACCUGGCCAAGAAAUGUAUCGCAGCUCUGGCCCGCGAGCUAGAGACAUCACAUGACCCCAACAUCAGGAACAACGUCAUCAUCAUUAUGUGUGACCUGUGUGUCAGGUACACGACCCUGGUAGACAGAUAUGUGGCCAACAUUGCCUCCUGUCUGAAGGAUCCAUCACCCCUUGUCCGCAAGCAGACCCUAACCCUCAUGACCAGACUCCUGCAGGAGGACUUCCUCAAGUGGAAGGGUGUGUUGUUCUAUCGGUUCAUCACCACGCUGCUGGACACCAACACUCACAUCAGGGACUUUGCGGAGUUCUGCCUGGUCCACCUCCUCCUCCAGAGACAGCCCACCAUGUUCUUCCAUCACUUCGUAGAGUGCAUCUUCCACUUCAACUCCUAUCAAGACCACUCAGUGUACAACAAGUUCACCCAGUCAGACCGGGAAAAGCAGAUGUUCUCUCUCAGUGGCAAACAGAAUGCUGAAAAGCGCCUGAAGCUGUAUCUGUUCAUGCUGGAACAUAUGACGGACGAACAUCGCUUCCAGCUCUCCGCAAAAAUAUGUCAGGAUAUCCUUGCCAGUGCAGUGGAUGGUGUGCUACCACUGGACGGGGACAGUACCGCUGUCCUGCAAGAUGCCCUCACGAUCCUCGGCAGUAAGGAGAUCAAGCUGUCCUCCCUGAAGGUCCGACCUCACGAUGAUGUUGCCGAGGAACAGGACAUGGCUGCUGUUGUCAUGGCAACUGCAAAGAAGACCUUGAUCACACAGGUGCUGAAGAAGAAUGUCAUUGAGAACAUCGUUCCUAUAGUGACGUCACUGAAGAAAAUGCUGGAGAAACAGAAAAGCCCAGUACUUCGUUACCUUAUGUUGUAUCUGCGUGAACUCAUGAAGGACUACAAGAAUGAGGUCAAAGACAUUCUGUCAGCAGACAAGCAGCUGGCGACAGAGAUUGAGUAUGACCUUCGUAUAUUUGAGGAACAGCAAGCCGCGGCAGAGAAACGACUACAUGAGAACACUCCGAUGCAGAGAAUCUCAGUACAGGGCCGGCUAUCCAUGUCCCCUGCAUCAGGGUCCCCCAGACCGGGCGGUUCCCCCAAGCCAGCUACCCCAGCCAAGUCUCCCGGCACCCCUCAACAGGGGAAGUCCCCUACCCCUGGGGUGGCCAAGCCACCCACACCUGGCAGUGGGACACCAGGGGCUAAGCCUCAGAGUCCACUAGCAACGAACAAACUCUCCACCCCUCUCGGUGCGGGCAGAACACCGGAGAGACAGGGCACACCCAGCAGAUGCACUCCACUGGCCACGCUCGCUAUCCUGAACUCUGCCAGGAAAGCUCUGACCCUCAACACGGUGCUGCGGGAAGUCCGGAACUCACCCAAACCCAAGGAGAAGGUCAAGGCUGCUGAGAAGGACAAGGAACGUCGGCGAUCGGCGGUCAAAUGGGCAGACAAGGAUGGUGGGGUAAAACAAGAGGUGUCGCCAAGUGAGGUUGAGAACAAUAGAGAGAACAUACGAACACCACCACGGCGUACGCGGAACACAAGUCGCGCCAUCAGCACUCCCAGUGAUGUCCUCGGCAACAUCACGUUCGCUGGCGAGCAGAACAUCACGCUGAUACCUCCAUCCCCGAUCCCAACCUCGGUCCCUGUCCGUGUGUAUCCUGAUCUAUCGGAGGAUGCAACCUCAGCAUCCCCAGUGCGUCGAGGUCGGAACAAGCCUCGAGAUGACCUUGUCUACAUGUACUCUCCAGACAAACCAGCACCUAGAGUAAAACCGUGGAACAUUAAACCAUCGUCUACCGCGGCUACAGUAAGGGCUGGCGAUGCGGACCCUCCAGUGGACGGUGAGGAGGAGGAGAUUGCAGAGGUGUCUGUUAGUACCCGAUCUCGCAGCCAGAGGGCGAUCACAACAGCAACACGCAGAAGUUCUCGAAGCAAGAGAUAAUAGAAACUAACGGAAAACAACUAUACAGUAUACGACUGUAGAUUUGGUUCAUAAUGUACCAAUGCCUUAUGUAUCUCUGCUCUAAUGUACAAUAAAUGCAACAUGGCUUAAAGAUGAGUUCCAGUUGAACCUAAUGGAAGUAUGCGCUGCAUUGAUUGGUUGAAAAAUGUGAAUCCAAUUUUUGAACACUUGUGGAAUUCUCAGUGCAUUGAUAAUCAAGAUCAUCAAAUUUGGAAAGUGUUCCAGCAGGGUGACUGGCGGUGGGGUAGCCUUGUGGUUAAAGCUUUUGCUUGUCACGCCAAAGACCCGGGUCGAUUCCCCACUUGGGUACAAUGUGUGAUGCCCAUUUCUGCUGUCACCCCUCCAUGAUAUUUCCAUGGUAUUGCUAAAAGCAGUAAAACUAAACUCACUCACCCAACAUGGUGACAUGAAAGCCAAAACCUAUAAUUUCAUUUAGUAUGUCUCACUCUGCUUUCAUCUGAACAUAAAUAGUUAUGAUUGUUAUGUAUGUACAGUGUCAAUAAACAUGAUGCAGAAAUUGUAACACA
Messenger RNA from Haliotis rubra (blacklip abalone), 5399 nucleotides. RefSeq names its product condensin-2 complex subunit D3-like. Gene Ontology annotation, biological process: mitotic chromosome condensation; meiotic chromosome condensation. Lineage: Eukaryota; Metazoa; Mollusca; Gastropoda; Lepetellida; Haliotidae. Gene Ontology annotation, molecular function: histone binding. Gene Ontology annotation, cellular component: condensed chromosome, centromeric region. The record is from RefSeq and is a predicted model, not a curated record.